This is a messenger RNA of Brachypodium distachyon (stiff brome), 2220 nucleotides long. Its product is annotated as cation/calcium exchanger 1. The transcript has a single exon. Gene Ontology annotation, biological process: transmembrane transport; monoatomic cation transport. Lineage: Eukaryota; Viridiplantae; Streptophyta; Magnoliopsida; Poales; Poaceae. Gene Ontology annotation, molecular function: monoatomic cation transmembrane transporter activity. Gene Ontology annotation, cellular component: membrane. The record is from RefSeq and is a predicted model, not a curated record. The coding region runs from base 386 to 2107 and encodes 573 amino acids.
UUUUGUCGCGACGGGCAAUGAAUCGGUGCAGAUCGCCAUCAAGACGGUGACUGGAGUCGGUUACUCUUGGGAAGAAAGGAGACGACCCAAAUCCAAAUCCAAAUCCAACCUGCGGCCAGGAAACGCACCCAGCCAGACAGCCAGCGCCGUCCAAUAUUCACCGGCCGAGCCAUCCUUUGAUUUGGUCAUUCUUGUUCAAUCAAUCGACUCGGCGUUUCAUCUUCAUCACAUCCAUGCGUGCCAUCACAUCGUCUUUGAUGAGACGAGAUGACCUGGGAACCAGACUUUCUUGCUCGGUAUAGUUGAGUACAGUAUUAAGGUCCAGAUUCUUUCGCCUCCACAGUAGUCGGAGUUGAAUAGGCCGCGUGUGUAGUGUACCAUAUGCAUGGCCAAGCCUUCUUCUGCCGCGACGGCAGCCGUGGGGGCGAAGGUGCUCAUCGCCUGCCUCAACGUCGGCUUCUUACUCUUGCUCACCUUCUUUUGCCUCUCGCGCCCCGGCGUCGAAGCUGCCGUUCCCCUCUUGCUCGACGGCGUAGGUCAGCGGCUCGAUCAGGACAAGUGCGACUACCACGGCGACUCUGGGUCAGCAUUUGAAAGGGGGCGGGGCCACGUCGAUUACCUGUACCUGUUCUACUGCGUUUGCGGCGAGGAGCGCCGGGCUCUCGGGUACGCCUUCGUGGCGGCGUGGCUCGCCGUGCUCUUCUACCUCCUGGGCGACACCGCGGCGGUGUACUUCUGCUCCAGCCUCGAGGGCCUCUCGCGGCUGCUCCGCCUGUCCCCGGCGAUCGCCGGCGCCACGCUCCUGUCGCUCGGCAACGGCGCGCCCGACGCGCUCUCCACCAUCGCCUCCUUCGCGUCCGGCGGCGGCGGGGAGGGAGGAGGGAGAGGGACCACCGUCGUGGGGCUCAACGGCCUCCUCGGCGGCGCGCUGUUCGUCUCCUCCGCCGUUCUCGGCGUCAUCUGCCUCCGCCCCGGCGGCCCCGGCCGCGGGUUCCCCGUCGACAGGCGCAGCUUCUUCCGGGACGCGUCCUUCCUCCUCCUCGCCCUCACCGCCGUGGCCGUCGUCCUCGCCGCCGGCAAGGUCAACAUAUGGGGAGCUCUCGCCUUCACCUCCCUCUACCUCUUCUACGUCCUCGCCGUCGCCUUCACCCACGGCCGCGAUCGAGGAUCGCGCGUCGGAGGAGGAGAGGAAGAGACGGACCACACCAACGCCGCCUUGUCAGAGCUCUGCGACGUCGCCGAGACGAAUUUCUAUCCGUACCAGGACCAGGAAGAACCACUGCUCCCUGAGACCGCGCCCCUCCUGCAAUACCAUGCCGAUGAUGAAUCCACGAAGAAGAGUAAGAGGGCGAGUGUGUUCUGGUCCGCGGUGCGCGUGCUGGAGCUGCCUCUGUAUCUGCCGCGGCGGCUGACGAUCCCGGACGCGAGCAAGGAGCGGUGGAGCAAGCCGGCGGCGGUCACCGCGGCCGCCCUUUCCCCUCUCUUCCUCUCCUUCCUCUGGAGCCACACCGCCCUCGCCCUCCUCCUCGGCGGUCUCGCGGGCGUCCCCAUGGGCCUCGCCGCCUUCCUCACCACGGACACCGACGCGCCGCCGACGAGAUUCCGCUCGGCCUGGCUCGCCGGCGGCUUCGUCAUGAGCGUAGCCUGGGCGUACGUCAUCGCCAACGAGCUCCUCUCCCUGCUGGUGUCCGCCAGCCUGGUGCUCGCCGUGGACCCAGCGACGCUGGGGCUGACCGUGCUGGCGUGGGGCAACUCGCUGGGCGACCUCGUCGCGAACGUAGCCGUAGCCAUGUCCGCGCGCGGCGGCGGCGGCGGCGCGCAGGUGGCCGUGGCCGGCUGCUACGGCGGGCCGGUGUUCAACGUCCUUGUCGGCCUCGGCCUGUCCUUGGUGCUCUCGUGCUGGGCUGGAUAUCCACGGCCUGUAGAGAUUCCCAGGGAGGCCAGGCUUUACCAGACGCUGGGCUUCGUGGCUGCUGGAGUUUUAUGGACUUUGGUCAUGCUGCCGAGAAAGGGAAUGUGGGUGGAUAGGACGCUGGGAUUUGGGCUUCUGGGCAUAUACUUUUGCUUCUUGUGUGCUAGCGUUUUACAAGCACUUGGGAUCGUCUGACCAAAUAAUGUAUGUGUCAGACCUUCUGAAUUUUUAUGUACAUAGCUUUUGGAGCUGUUCUUUUGAAACAACUGCUCCCUCCGUCCAAUAAAAAAUGUCUUAAAUUUGUCAAA